This is a messenger RNA of Paramecium sonneborni, 427 nucleotides long. The record is from the annotation of a GenBank genome assembly. NCBI's taxonomy places the organism in Eukaryota, Ciliophora, Oligohymenophorea, Peniculida, Parameciidae.
AUGGAUUCUAGUUUAUUAUGAAAAACAAGUAAUCUUAGAUAGUCUGUUCGUCUGAAAGCAUUAAUGUAUUUUUUGAUUGAUAUAAUCCAAAGUAUGGAGAAUAUUGAAUUAUGGGAGCCUUUGCUUUUUCAAAAGGAUUUAUGGGAGCAAAAAUUCUCUUAAAACAUAUGCUGAAUCUAUUGAGUUUAUUCAAACUAAAAGAUAUUAACAAGGUUUUAGAUGGACAGCCAAUGACAUUUCUAUAAAUUUAUAUGAUAAACUUCAUCUUAUUUUGAGAGAAAAUUAAUCACUAUAAAAUCUUUAUGUUGAAGAAAUCAAAAGUUAUUUAUAUGAUUAACUCAACAGUAACCAAGUUCUUUACAUAAGCAAAGUUGAUAAAUCUAUAAUCAAAUUGAAAAAUAUUUUGAAUGAAUUAUUGAUAUAGUGA